This is a messenger RNA of Drosophila busckii, 1367 nucleotides long. Its product is annotated as putative gustatory receptor 98a. NCBI's taxonomy places the organism in Eukaryota, Metazoa, Arthropoda, Insecta, Diptera, Drosophilidae. Gene Ontology annotation, cellular component: neuronal cell body; axon; membrane. The record is from RefSeq and is a predicted model, not a curated record. Bases 123 to 1307 code for a protein of 394 amino acids. Gene Ontology annotation, biological process: sensory perception of taste. The transcript has 3 exons.
AUGAGCAGCACUGAAGUGCAGUAAAUAAAUGAAAAUUCAAAAAUACAAUUUGUGCUUAUCUUGGGCUAAUUAAUUAGCCAGCUACUUAUCGCAACUGUCGCUGGCAAGUGGCCAGCUCAGUUAUGUGGCACAGGCCGAACGACUUACACAACGUCUCGUUGCGCUUUAUGCGCCGCUUGAUGCAUUGGCUGCUGUUGCUGCCACCGAAUUCACAAUGGCAAAUGAAAGUUGUCUACAAAAUAAUAUUUCUCGCUUAUCUAACGUUCAUACUCAACUGGCGCUUCAGCUUUAACUAUAUGGUUAUCUACGACUUUUGCCAUGAUCACUUCUCCCGCAUGCUGGAUCUGGUCAACUAUGUAACAUUAACUGCAACGCAUGCUGCCAUAACUAUCGAAGUGCUUUGGCUGAAUCGCACUGAGCAGAUUGAGCAGCAGCUGGAGCAUAUAAGACAACUGCUGCUACUGCAGUUCGGUUGUAAAAUGAAUUUGGCCAGAGUACGUCGCUAUUGCAACUUGAACUAUAUGUGCUUGAUUGUUCGCCUCUUGGCCUUGACUGCCAUGACUUUGUAUUGUAAUCUGAACUCCAAUCCCUCUGUGCUGCUUUACUACGGUCUGUACUCGGAGCUGGUGCUGCUGAUGCGUCUCAGCGAGUUCAACUUGUAUGCAACGCUCAUCAUGGCGUUCUACAUGGAGCUGCACGACAUAAGCAACUGUCUGCGCAUGGAGCUCAACUGGACGCGCUUUAGGAUUUGGUCAGCACGUAGAACCAGCCUGAAGCGUCUCUGCAGCUUGCAGCAGCUGCAUGGGCUGCUGUGGCAAGUAGUGCGCUGCAUUGAAGACAACUUUGCCUGGAGUCUAAUACUGUUGAUGCUCAAGUAUUUUGUGGAUACUUCAGUUAUGCCCUACUGGAUUUAUAUCAACAUAAUCAAUGACAUAGAUGUAUCCAUGGUGUACUAUUGCAUUACUGAAGAUUUAUGCAAGCUAUGCGGCAUUAUUCUAAGCUGUCUUAUUUGCACACGCUGCGCUUUGUUGCAGCAGCAGCUGCGCGCCAUGUUCCAUGGCCUGCUGACAGAUCGUCACAGCAGGCAACUCAAUUACCGUCUAUUGAGCAUAUCCAGGCAAUUGUCACAGGAGUGCUGUCAGUUCAGUGCUUCGGGCCUGCUCCUAAUCAACAACGAAACAUUGGGCAAGUUUCUUUUUGGCAUGGUUACGUACAUUGUCAUUUGCAUACAAUUUCGCAAGGCUCUGAUAGCCAAGACACUCACAGAUGCCGUUGUGAGCACCAUAUCGGUGUCCCAGCUCCCAUAGCUGAUUUGAAAGCACAAGCUUAGGGCCAAAGCUUCAAUUAAAAUGUUCAAGUAUAGACAC